AUGAAAUGGGGCAUAUAUAAUUUUAUAUUCAUUUUUACUUACUUUGUGCUAUCAGUUACGGCAGACCAAAAGGCAUUUAACAUUUACGACUCAAAUUCAAAUGAUUUAAUGGAUGAUAAUAACUUAAACACGAAAUAUUCAAGAUUAUCCAAUAAUUCCUUGUUAUGGGGACCAUACAGAUCAUCGUUAUACUUUGGAAUAAGACCAAGACUACCACGCUCACUACUAAACGGAUUAAUGUGGUUUUCCAUGGAUAAUCAUAACCAAAUAGGUUCCAUUAGACAUUUUUAUGAACAAAAUGAUAAAAUGUCCAAGGCAAAUUGGAUAAAUUAUGAUCCUAGAGUUGGUGGUCAACAGUAUAUAAAAGAUGAAGAAUUCCAUUUUGAUAUAAUUAUAGAUUUUGUUAAAAGUGAUGAUGGUUUGAGUUGGGGUGUUAAAGUUAGAGCUAUUCCACAUUCUGGGUUUGAAGAUUCUAAACUUUCAUUUAUUUGGUAUUCUGGAUUGGAAGGUGAACGAAAAAUUGAAGAUUCUAUUACUGAAACCGAAAGAACCGGAUAUUUCAAUUUGGAAAAUAAUGAAAGUCUAGAUGGGUAUAAUGAAGAUAUAAGAUUCAGUGGUAUUUCAGAAGAACUAGGAGCUUUUACUAUUGUUAUAAAUGAUGGACCAUCAACAAAUAAACAUCCAAAGGGAUUAAAAGAACUCAAGAAUGAAAUGAAUCCAGCUUUGACUCAUCAUUAUAGUCUUACAGUCCCAGAUGAUAAUGUAUGGCAAGCAAGAGAUAUUUUCAUGACAAUGUUACAAGAAUCAAUCAAGAAUUUAAAUGAUAAACAUAAAGGGCUAGGUUAUAUUCCACCAGAAAAUGCAUUCAUAAUCAAGAAUUUACAAGGUUUCGAAGGAAAUUUACAUUUUGUUCAAAAAAUUUAUCAAGGUGAAUGUGAAUUUGAUAUUAUCUAUACAAAUUCAGUAACCCCAGAAUCAGAAACCAUUACAUUCAAAAAUCUCCAGCAAAAGAUUGAUCAAAAAUUAAAAGUCAAUGAUGUGAAAUUUAAAGAACAUUUUAAAUUACAACCCCCUUUUGAUACGCCAAAAUACCAAAAAUUUGCUCAGGAAAUCAUAUCUGGAUUAUUAGGUGGUAUAACAUACAUGUAUGGAGAUCAUUUAGUAGAUAGAUUCACAGAAUUUGAUGAAGAUACAUUUGAUUCAUAUACAUUACAGGGCCAAUACGAAGGACCAUUUGAAUUAUUUACUUUAGUUCCAUCAAGACCUUUCUUUCCUCGAGGUUUCUACUGGGAUGAAGGAUUUCAUUUGCUCCCAUUAAUAGAUUAUGAUUCUGAUUUAGUGUUGGAUAUUAUCAAGUCUUGGUUUAAUCUUAUUGAUGAAAAUGGAUGGAUUGCAAGAGAACAGAUAUUGGGACCAGAGGCAAGAUCAAGAGUACCUAAGGAAUUUAGAGUACAAAGUCCUCAUAUCGUCAAUCCACCAACAUUAACAUUAGUAUUAAGUAACUUACUUGAGUCAAUUAAACAAUUCAAAGAUGUUAAUGAACCAAAUGAAGUUGGAGAUGAAUCAUCAGAGAUAAAAUUAGGCAAGUUCACUUUGAGUAAUCCGCAAGUAUUGCUCAACUACACUAAACAAGUCUACCCAAAUUUAAAAAAUCAUUUUGAAAUGUUUAGACGUACCCAAAAGGGGUAUAUUGAAGAAUUUGAAAGACCAAUCGCAAACGAAGAAGUAUUUAGAUGGAGAGGCAGGACAUACACUCAUUGUUUAGCAAGUGGGUUAGAUGAUUAUCCUAGAGCAUCACCUCCAGAUGUUGGAGAAUUGAAUAUUGAUUUAAUUUCAUGGAUUGGAGUAAUGGCUAGAUCUUUAAGGUUAAUGGCUGAAGUAUUAGAUAUUGAGAAAGAUAUAACACAGUUGAAAGAAAUUGAACAAAACAUAAUUUCAAAUAUAGAUAAAAUCCAUUGGUCUACCGAACACAAAGCGUACUGUGAUGUAUCGGUAGAUGAAGAUGAUGAAAAUAUUUAUGUUUGUCAUAAAGGUUAUGUUUCAUUAUUGCCAUUUUUGACACAUUUGAUUCCAAAUGAUAACCACGACAAAUUAAAUGAUGUUAUUGAUUUGAUUACAAGUCCAGAAGAACUUUGGUCUGAUUUCGGGAUUCGAUCACUUUCAAAAUCAGAUGAGUUUUAUAAAACUGGAGAAAAUUAUUGGAGAUCACCAAUUUGGAUUAACAUGAAUUACUUAGUUUUGAAAUCCAUAUAUGAUUAUUUCAAUAAAAAUCAAUAUAACUUUUCUCCAGAGUUAAAAUCAAAAUUUGAGAAUGCUUAUCAUGAUUUAAGAAUAAACCUUGUCAACAAUGUAUUCAAUCAAUGGGAAAAAACUGGUUUUGUGUGGGAACAAUACGACGAUGAAACAGGUCAAUCAAAAGGUGCAAAAAAUUUCCUAGGUUGGUCAUCAACGAUAGUUUUGAUAAUGACAAUGCCAGAAAACUUAUAG
Lodderomyces jiufengensis is the source of this 2487-nucleotide messenger RNA. RefSeq names its product Cwh41p (gene CWH41). NCBI's taxonomy places the organism in Eukaryota, Fungi, Ascomycota, Pichiomycetes, Serinales, Debaryomycetaceae. Bases 1 to 2487 code for a protein of 828 amino acids. The transcript has a single exon. Gene Ontology annotation, cellular component: endoplasmic reticulum membrane. Gene Ontology annotation, molecular function: Glc3Man9GlcNAc2 oligosaccharide glucosidase activity. The record is from RefSeq and is a predicted model, not a curated record. Gene Ontology annotation, biological process: oligosaccharide metabolic process; protein N-linked glycosylation.